AUGAAGCUAAGUACCGGUUCUCAUGGACCUUAUCCAAACUGCAAAUCCAUUGCGAAAGGUUUUGCACAUGCUAUUGCGGCUGAAUCUGGAAGUGAUUGCACAUGGGUCGUAUGUCGGUUCUCUCCUCAUUGCGAGACCUUGCUUUAUCUCGGUGACGAUGAAGGCAAUAUUGGCGUAGCAGAUAUAACACCAGUCGUUGGGCCUGAACAUGCUAUGCAAAUCACGAUGGUACAAUGUUUCCCUGCUCAUGAAGCUACAAUUAUGGAUGUUGUCGGCGUACCAAAUUGCCCAAAUGGUCUUUUGUCCAUCUCAGGUGACACAACGGUGCGCUUGUGGGACCUACAACAUCAGCAAUCUACUCUAUACUUUGGCCAUGAGAUGUCUGUCCGUAGUGUUUGCUUUGCUCCAGACUGCAGCAAUAUCUUUGCGACUGGUGGAAGAGAUGGCCAGAUACGUCUUUGGGACACCAGGACAAGCAGCUUCCAGAAGCAAGGGCAGCUAGUGAAGAAGCCUGUAAAUGUGUACAGAAAUGCACAUGUUGUGAAGGAUUUCCGAACUCCACCGAAGAAAAAGUCGUUUUCACUGCGACUUUCCGGACGACUUGAGAAGGCGGAACCACCAAGUGUUACGAGUCUUGUGAACAUCUAUGGGCUUAGAUUAUGGGAUACCAGAAAAAUUGCUGUGAACGAUGAGGGCUACGUUUUAUCUACACUAGAAAUCCCGAUCAGUAAAGAUGCAGGAGUCACAAGUCUUUGCCUCGACCGAUACGGCAGCUCGCUGUUUGCAGCCGUUACGGACAACUGUGUGUACGAAUACGGAAUUCUAACUGCUGACACUCGACCUGUCCGACAUUAUACUGGCGCGCAGAUAGAGUCAUUCUAUGUCCAGGUCCAAGCAAGUCCAGUGAGCGAUCAUCUUCUGUGUGGCUCAAAAAAUCAGCAAGCCGUAAUGUGGGACUUACAGGACGUACACGAGUUCCCUGGUGAGCCAAUGCCUCCAGAGCGGCAGGCCCGAACGAUGUUCCCAGCUUUCACUUUAAACGGACACGAUACCGAAGUUUGCUGUGUCAGCUGGAGCCGCACAGGAAGAUACAUCGCUUCAAUGGAUGACGAACACUUUCGAAUAUGGAGUGCUGACAAUGUUACGACUGAUACGGUUACCACAUCAAACUUAGAGGCGGUCAAGCCUUACGAGCUGAGCGAGUCUGAGAAGACUACCUUACUCGUGAACAGGAUGACGAUUGGUCGAGAUCGGAUGAGCAGCGUUAAUUCUCCUCUGAGUUUUGUCACGCCAUCGCGCAAGCGAAAGGAACCUUUCGCAAGUCCUAUUAAACGGCUCAAAACUCCUACAAAGUCUCCUAAUUCAAAGAUAAUGAAAUUAGGAUCUCCUGUUUUACCGCUUUGCAAUAUAACAAAUUCUUCUCCUGGCACUCCGAGCUCCAGUUAUGAGGCCACAUCGUCAUCACACCGAAAGAAAUUACGAAAAAGCGCUUUUCAUUACAGAUUUCCUACGGAGAAUUUGCCUAAUAGGGUGUACGAGCGAUUCUUGGCGAAGUUUAAAGCAAAACGACUGGUGGAAAGGCAGCCAUCUUGCAGUUCCUUACUCAAUUUACCUAGUAGCGGUAAAAAGAAGCUGGAAGACUUUUGUGUGCGUAGUGGGAUUGCAGUGAGCACUUCGAAAGCUGGAAGAGUACGGUUACCCAGCGUCACGGAGUUUGGCAACUCUGUAUGUUCAAAGAUGCUAUCAGAAGAAGAUAGAGUUCAACAGAACUCUCCUCGUAAACUGACUGUGAAACUGACCCCGCUCAAAUCACGCCCAAAAGAAGUUAAAGAGCCUACGAGUAACCACAGAAGAUCUAGCCGGAAUCUGCUCGAUUACUUUGGGAAGAAAUGUUGUAUUGAUAUCCACUGAACCUUAGCAAAGUCUUACCUUCAUGAAUUACAUUAAGUUCAUUUUAAUAAUCUAAACCAAAUAGAAACUAACGGAGUAUGUAUUAGGCCUGAGACAUACCACGCGAUUUGGCACCGGAACGACUAUGCAUAAUUGAUUUUUAGUGCGUUUUGUUUACGCAGGAUUUGAUCCUUUUGCAACAAGUUACACGAACUACGCGCCUAUGUAUCUAAGAGCCGCGCACGAUAUAUUUGUAGACAUCUGGCAAAUCGUCAAGUCGCGCUGAGAUCGCGAUUCGGCUGAAUCGCGCGAGUGUUGUGAAUGCAAAAAACGUGGGCCAGCGUCCGUUAGAGCAAAGCAAUAUGACCCUCAAACUGCCACUUAAGUUGUUGGAAAGGAAUUAUUGUGUCCAGCAUGAAUGUCGGCCCUUAAGGUUCCCGUGAUUCAAAAUUCAGGUUGAUGGUGUUCAUAUUGAAGAUGCUUGCUUAGCUCUAUGGAAUAAGUCACGCUUUUUGAAUUGCCCGCCUUGACAUAACAAACGAUCAUUGAUUUGCACUAUAAUAUAGCGUUUCUAAUUAGCUUAACAUUCAACAUUUUUUUCUUAUGGGUACACUUUUCUUUCUCUUAUGGGUACUCUUCAUUACUGGGUGGACAGGUCUUUGAGAUGCCAUGCUUUGUCUGCAAUUCGAUAUUUGUUUGCAAAUUUGAGUGAAACUUCGAACUUGCUUUUGCUCAUCAUGAUUAACAUUUAUUCAUGCACCAAUUUUCAUUUUCAUAUUUUUUGUGACAUUUUGACACACAAUGUGAUAAGUUUUCACCUCAAUUUUUGUAAGUGUGAAAAUAAAGCUAGUCU
Molecule: messenger RNA, 2743 nt
Organism: Cylicocyclus nassatus
Lineage: Eukaryota; Metazoa; Nematoda; Chromadorea; Rhabditida; Strongylidae
Source: the annotation of a GenBank genome assembly